Leptopilina heterotoma is the source of this 2791-nucleotide messenger RNA. RefSeq lists its product as uncharacterized. The record is from RefSeq and is a predicted model, not a curated record. The transcript has 3 exons. The coding region runs from base 379 to 2610 and encodes 743 amino acids. NCBI's taxonomy places the organism in Eukaryota, Metazoa, Arthropoda, Insecta, Hymenoptera, Figitidae.
AAAACCCCAGUUUAACGAAUUUCAAGCAAUUUUUAGAAUAUUUUGUCUUUUUUCCACGAAACAGACGUGACAACUGCGAAAUUAUUAUAAUUAUUUUAAUUAUUACUUUUUCAAAAUUAUACAAGAAUGUUAAUAAAAAAUAUUUAUAGAUUCGCUAUUAAAAAAAGGGGGUAAAAUGGUUUUUAUUCCCAGACCUGAAAAAAAUUCUUUUUUAUAAAUUUUAUCAUUGGAAAACUUUAAUUUCAAGUAUAAUUAUUAAUAGAAGGUUAUAUAAACAUUAAUAUUAAUUAAUGUGCACGUUUUUUGACAUAUGUCAUAUUAUAAUAACGAAAUUCGAAAUAUUGUUUAUUCUUGAAAAGUUUCGUACCAAGAUUAACAAUGGAGACUUUUACAUUUGCGACUCCGAUGGAUACGAUACAAAUGAUAUCCGUUUACACGUAUGUCACUCGAAUUGGACGUUAUUUAGGUGCCAUAAAUCAAUUAGUUGGUCCCAGACUCAGUCAAUUUGCGAUAUUAAAUUCAUUUAAUGCAUUCUUUUGGGAAGAUGAGGAGACCCACUAUGAUGAUCGUAUGGAUCUAAUUCGAAAAAUCAUAGCUGGCAGUGAUUUAUAUGGUGAAUAUUCAUAUGAAAAUCUAGAUCCAGAUUAUAUUUCACUAAUGUUCGACUAUAUUGUCUAUUCGACGGUUUUUAAAAAAUUCGGUAAUAUCUACGGAUUUUUGGGUGAAAUCGUACGCUCAUCGAAUACACUGAACAUUAAUACUAUUCUAAAUAAAGCACAUGGAACUUUGAAGAAUUUAACACUGAACAAUAAUGAUAAAGUUGAACUCGAUGAUGAUUUAUUUCUAAAAAUAUUCAAUGGAACAUUAUUACCACUAUUUCCGAAAACAAAAAAAUAUCUAACAUUGGAUUCGGUGAAUUUUAUCUACGCGCAGGCUGGUUGGACGUUGUACAAUAAUCCUGAUAUAAUAAUGGAAAAACGAAGUUAUUUUUUUAAUUUAAAUUCAAUAACUAAGGAUAUUGCUAGUGGUGAUGAUUAUGUGUUUGAUGAUUGUGUUGAAAUUGGAGUUGCAAUUGAGCAAUUGGUCAUUGAGGGUGAUGUUGAGAAGGAGGCUUUACAAAUUUUCGCCCUUCCGGCAUUUUUACUAUAUGUUCAUCAUUCAAAGGAGGAAUUAAAAAAUUUGAAUAUGAAAGAUAUUGUCAAUAGUCGGGAACAUUGGAAGAAAGCUUAUGAUCAACUAUUCGAUCAUUUACGAAAUCGAAUUGUUGGUGUACAACAAGCACUUGAUAUUGAUCCGAAUUUUCAAUACUAUUUGGCAGCAUUUGACUUUUACGAUCGUAGAGCACUUGCCGGUAAGGAAAUCGUUAUAAAUUGUGGAUCAAAGUACGUGGAACGUUUGGAAGUGGAAGUCGAUAUUUUUAUGAACAAUUCGGCUAAUUAUACCUGUUUUAAUAAUGCUGGGGAAGAAAGAUUAUUAUUUGAUUUAGAUAAAGUUUAUUAUCAGAAAUUUUCGGAAUUUUUGAUUAAAUACUAUCGUCACGUUAAGGAUGUGCAGUUCAGUGAAGUUAAUGAUUCAUUAGAAGAGAAAUGGAGAAAUAAUACUGAUGAUGCUACAAAUAAUGAUUUUUUGAAUAAUGAUGAUUCUUUAUACAACAGUGAGGAUAUUUUGAACAAAAAUGAUUCACUUUCUGUUGAUAAAAAUAUCACCCGAGAUUUUAGUCUGAUGUCAAUGAAAGUAAACGGAAAAAUCUUUACCUUCUGCAAUAAAUCAUCGUCAACGAUUUUCAAUAGUAAUUUUUUAAAUACAUUUCCCCUAACUAGGGAAAAGCUGGUAAAUUUUGAGAAACUUUACACCGAAGCACGAGGCAAACGAAAACAUUGCUUAUCAUCAUUUCUACCAUGCUUAGCGGGUCUUAUUCAAGGAAAUCCACAAAGUUCCUCAAACAAUUGUCCCGUGAAUGGUACAUUCAUUUUUCAAAAAUUACAAAUUCCGUUCAUUCUUCAUCAAUUUAUAACACCUUCAACUCGAACACUACUAAAUCAAUUUGGCAUUACUUUGAGAACAUUUGCCCUGAAACGAUCAAUGCUAACUGCGUUGUUAAAAGAAAAAUUUCUUUGGCAACAACCUGAGAGUAUGAAAUUUGUUCGAAACUUAACAAUAAGCAUACCUAGAUUUCCAGUUAUUGAUCGUGGUUUUGAUAUUGUUAAUUCAAUGAACGUUAGAGGUUUAGAAGCAAUGAAUGAUUUAUUGCACAAAAUUGAGACGCAUUUUUUCAUUUCGUACGAAUCGUUGUCACGUAAUUUUACUGUAAAGACACAAAUUGUGAACAGAACGGCCGAUGAAGUUAGUGUGGUAAAUAAUUUUAAAGUGUACCUCAAAAGAUUUUAUGGUAAACCAAGUACUUAUUAUGGUUUUAGAUUUAUUCUUACCUACGGUAAUAAAUUAGCUGAACUCAGAACUGUUGGAACUAAACAGGCAUUUGUUCAAUUAGUCAAUGUUACGGAGGAAAAUCGAGAUGUUUAUCAAAAAUUUAAUACUACUAAUAGGGAACUAUAUGGUAAUUUAUUUUAUCAUACAAGAGAGGGAACGUUAAACAGAAAGAAAAAUUAAAGAUUCAACGUAGAUUCUAAAAAAAAAUUAGAAAUAUUUUUUUUUGUUUAUAACACGAUAGCUCGUUUCCUAUUCAAUUACAAAUAAGAAUCAUGUUUAUAAAUAAAGUUCAGUAAUUUUUAAGUAUUAAUAAGAUUUCAGUUCAAUAUUAUUACUUAAAAUUUUAAAAAAGAAAAUUUUU